GCCGCGCUGGCGCUGCAAGAUGGCGGCCGGGCGGCCGCCGUAGGCGACAUGGGGCUUCCCGGCCUCGGGGCGCUGCUGCUGCUGCUGCUGUUGGCGGCUCCCUGCCCCGGGCAGCGGGCCGGGGACUCCGUCUUUCAGCCUUCAUUUAUCCAUAUGUCAGGGCCCAGAGUCAAUUCAUUUUUUCUUGGAAAUUCUUCAGGAGUUACUUUUUCUGUAAUUUUAAGUCCUGGAGAUGAAGAGACAGGAAAAUUGCAAGUUGCAAAUUGCAGUGGAAGUAAAACAGCUGGUGAUUGGAAUUUGGAUGUAACACCUGGUAUGAACACUUCCAAAGUGACUGUAAGCUUGACCAGAAACCUGGAGUUGUGUUUGCCCAAUGCCACUGACUGCUGCCCCUCACCUCUCUGUGUGCUGGAAACACUCCAGGUUUUAGCUUGCCGUGGUUCAGUGAGGCUGGCACAGCUCCUGAUUCAAGCUGAAAUAUUUGCCAACUCUUCCUUUGCAGGAAAUGUCUCAGAAAAUGCAACUAUCAUCCCAAACCAGGCCUUUCAGCCCUUAGGCUCUUGUCCUUGUAACUUAACAGCUGGAGCUUGUGAUGUUCGUUGUUGCUGUGAUCUGGAGUGUACACCAGACUUGAAGCAGUUAUUCAAUGGAUCAUGUUUCACUGGGGUGUUUGGUGGGGAUGUAAACCCACCUUUUGAUCAGCUGUGCUCUUCCCAGUCAAUGGAAUACACCCCUGAGUGGUUUCCCUUCCUUUGUGUACAGUCUUCUCUUGACAACACACCAUUUCUUGGCUAUUUUUAUCAUGGCUCUAUUUCUGCACCCAAAGUUCCUGCAUUUACAAUCCCUUUACAAACUUCUCCUGGGAGACUUUUCACUGGUUACAGACAAGGAGAUCCAAUUAUAACUGAAGAAAAUGAAUAUUUUACCAUUCCCCAGCAGUCCCUGGCUGGGCAGUGUGUUGGGAAUGCUCCCGUGGCGUAUCUCCAGGACUUUGAUGUCAAGUGCCUGACCAGUCUGGAGUCUUACAAGGAAGGCCUGCCCCACCAUGUGAGGAUAAACACUGGCACUGCAGACUUCAUCCAACAAAAUGUCACCUAUAGAACCGUCACUGACAGGGGCAAAUUCAUCACUGAAAGUGAAAACCUUCAUCCUGCCGAGGUUCUGUGUCAAAAUGUAACUUUUGCAGAGCAUUAUACAUUCAUUUGCAAAGACAAGAACAUUGAGCAAGUAAAUGUCACAGUCUUCCUUGGAAGCUUGUGUGAUGGAGAAAUACUGACACAGAGAUUCACAGUUGAAUUUCUGAGUUUAAAGAGUACUAAUGGAGAAGAACUGCCUGAGAAUACAGGGUAUCAAGUUGGAAAACCAGUGAGAGCUGCAAAUAUAAAUGCUUCUGAUCCUCUUGGAACCCUAAAUAUUUGGCAGCCAGCUGGCAGAGGCUUAUGUGCAUCAGCAACUUAUACACCAGUUUUAUUUGGAGUAGACUUCUACUCUGGGUGCAUUCUGGAAGUUGGGAUUAAUGAAGAUUGCAGCCUUUUAAGAGGAAAUGUAACUGAGAAAUUGAAUUCAUUAAUACAAGCUACUCACAUUGGAAAGAGGGACAAUUCCAGUUACAGUGAUCCAGAUGACUGGGUGCAAAUUAUACGUCUUGAUCCAUUUAAUUCUGAUACCAAUGUGAGCACUGGAAACUUAAAAGGCUUUUGUCCAGAUAUUCCUGCAAACCUGAAUAUUCACAUAAUGUUUGCUGAAGUGGGAGCAGUGCAAGGGAUUCCCCAGCAACAGAUUCUUGCUGUGCAGAUCAGUUACUCAACAGUCCUAUGGCAGUUCCAGUGUGGGCUGAGCUGUGGAAACAGCCUCAGCUUCCUGCCCAUCACAGCUUCUGUUCAGUUCAUUAAAGUCCCAGCUCAGCCACCCGUUCGAAAGACAAGAUACCACAGGAUUUAUGUGGAAUUUGACUGCAAUCAAAAUGAUGUGUGCUUGCAGCAACUGUUUUAUCCACUGACACGGUUUUACACAGGAGAACCAUAUUCCCAGUGUCUUGCUAAAGGCCUGCUACUGGCAUUUCUUGUUUUACUUGCAGUAAUUAUGAGCAACCCUUGGUUUUCUAAAUUAUGGAACAGAUAGGUAAAAAUUUAUAUAAACAUUUAAAAAUACAUAAAAUCAGUACUUUUACAGUGUACAGAAAAUGGCUGUGUUAUUUAAACCAAAAGUAAUAAAUUAUUUUUAAGCUCCAGACUCUGUGUUUGGAGCAGCAAAGUGCAGAGUUAACUUCAAGAGGGUGGCGAGUUCAGCCCAGAGGCUACAGCAGGGUUGGGGUCAUCCCCAUGGAUGGAUCUUUAUCCUCUCAAGCUGGUUCUCUUCUCCGGGAGUAGAAGCUCCUCUUCACAGCAAACUCCUAUUUUUGGAGCAGUGGGCAGACUGCUCACACUUCAGAAAAGUCACAACGCUUCAGCUGUUUUCAUGUGUCCACCUAAAAUUCUCUUUUCCAGUUAAUGCUUUGCAUUGGCAACCUGGGCUCCACAGGGCAGGAAACGUUCACUGAUUGUCCUCAGGUGAUGAAACACAACGUUGGGGACUUUUUGGGGUUUGGAUGGGCCAGAAAGUUGAUCAAAGAACUGGAGCACCUCCCCUAUGGAAACAGGCUGAGAAGGUUGGGGCUCCUCAGCCUGGAGAAGGUUGUGUGGAGACCUCAGAGCACCUUCCAGUAUCUGAAGGGGAAUACAAGGAACCAGAGAGGAGCUCUUUGUCAGGAACUGAAGUGAUAGGACAAGGAGUAAUGGGUACAAACUGAAAGAGGGGAAAUUUAGGCUGGAUAUUAGGAAGAAAUUUUUCC
Lepidothrix coronata (blue-crowned manakin) is the source of this 2830-nucleotide messenger RNA. It is a transcript of the gene TCTN2, whose product is annotated as tectonic family member 2. The record is from RefSeq and is a predicted model, not a curated record. Gene Ontology annotation, biological process: protein localization to ciliary transition zone; smoothened signaling pathway; cilium assembly. NCBI's taxonomy places the organism in Eukaryota, Metazoa, Chordata, Aves, Passeriformes, Pipridae. The transcript is spliced from 18 exons. The coding region runs from base 49 to 2121 and encodes 690 amino acids. Gene Ontology annotation, cellular component: MKS complex.